Molecule: messenger RNA, 237 nt
Organism: Trypanosoma grayi
Lineage: Eukaryota; Euglenozoa; Kinetoplastea; Trypanosomatida; Trypanosomatidae
Exons: 1
Coding region: 1-237 (78 amino acids)
Source: RefSeq, a predicted model, not a curated record
AUGUUCCGCUACUCCCGUUUUGCGCUCCAAAAGGCAUUCGAGAGCCACACAACCUCGGUUGAGGACAAGAGUUUCAAGGGGAAGGCAAAAGGGGAACUGAAGAAGUUGCUGAAGAUUCAGCUCAUCUUGGUCCCCAUCGUUGUUGUUUGGGUCAUGAUCAUGUUCCCCCACCCGUCUGCCGAAGAGGAGAAGCGGCUGCGCGCCGAAUACGAGAAGAAUGCUGGGUGGAAAACGUAA